UGUGGCUGGAAAUAUGGCUGUAAAGUAACCAAUGACCCUUUGUUUGAAUCGCAAUGUUUUCGAACGAAAAACACAAUAGAAAUAAUUAAAGGGCAAGCAGAUAGUACAAAUAGAAAAAUUUAGUAUGUGUGUGAUUCAAGAAUCGUAAGUGUAUCAGUUUUAAUGGUGUGGGGUAAAUCGACGACUAAUUUUCGAAGAAGCGAAAGGGGUGAAGUGGUGAAUAUCGAGAGUGCUAUAUAGAAGAAGAGUCGAUAGUAGUUUAAAUGGCCUGUUGAUGUAUUCACGACCACGUUGUUCAACGGGUACGGGAGCUCGUGUUCGCUCUAAUGGUUGGCCAUCAACCUCUUGAAGAGUCAGCAUUGCCCUAGAGAUGUCUAGUGCUGUAGUUGUAAAUUCUGUAAAAAUGCCGAUGUCGCGAACACAGUUAUUUCCAGUUUCAUCUCAUUCAUACAUCCAAGAAGGCGGCGGUGGUAGUUUGCCACCCUUAAAUAAAGGAUCUUUGAAAGAACAGAGUCCCCCGGCCGCUUCGACAGCUUCGUCGGCUAAUUCUGCUGGUCUUCCAGAGCUUUCCGUCGGGGGUUCGUGCGUUUUGCAAUGCAUGCAAUCUCACAUGGUUAGAGGGGCGCCUUUAACACAAGUCAAACCGACCGUUCCUGUAUCUACGGCCGAGUGUAAACCGAAAACAAUGGUUGCUACACCGGAACAAGUAAUGAAGCUCUACAUGAAUAAGCUCACGCCGUACGAACAUCACGAAAUUUUUAAUUAUCCGCAAAUCUAUUUUAUUGGUGCCAAUGCUAAGAAAAGGCCCGGUAUCAUUGGUAAUCCGAAUAACUGUGAUUAUGAUAACGAUCAGGGCUCAUACAUUCACAUUCCACAUGACCAUGUAGCCUAUAGAUAUGAAGUUCUUAAAGUGAUAGGUAAAGGCUCCUUUGGACAGGUGGUUAAGGCUUAUGAUCACAAACAUCAUAUGCAUGUCGCACUGAAGAUGGUCAGGAACGAGAAGAGAUUUCACAGACAGGCCCAAGAAGAAGUCCGCAUAUUAGAGCAUUUGAGGAAACAGGACAAAGACAACACCAUGAAUAUAAUUCACAUGUUAGAUUCGUUCACGUUUAGAAAUCACAUGUGCAUCACGUUCGAACUGCUUUCCAUAAAUCUCUACGAACUUAUAAAAAAGAACAAAUUUCAGGGAUUUAGUUUGCAACUUGUUAGAAAAUUUAGCCAUUCACUACUACAAUGUUUAGAUGCCCUUAAUAAAAACAAAAUCAUUCAUUGUGAUAUGAAACCUGAAAACGUAUUACUCAAACAACAAGGCAGAAGUGGCUUAAAGGUAAUCGAUUUCGGUUCGUCCUGCUACGAGCAAAACCGCGUCUACACCUACAUCCAGUCGCGGUUCUACCGAGCACCGGAGGUCAUACUCGGCGCCCGCUACGGCAUGCCCAUCGACAUGUGGUCGUUGGGCUGCAUCCUGGCCGAGCUCCUGACCGGCUUCCCUCUCCUCCCCGGCGAGGACGAGGCCGACCAACUGGCCUGCAUCAUGGAGCUGCUCGGCCUGCCGCCGCAACGGCUCCUCGACCAAUCGAAGCGCGCCAAGAACUUCAUCAGCUCCAAGGGCAUACCGCGCUACUGCACCUGCUCCACCCUGCCCGACGGCACGGUCGUGCUGAGCGGCGGCCUGAGCAGGCGCGGCAAGCCGCGCGGCCCGCCCGGCUCGAAGGACCUCAAGCGGGCGCUGAAGGGCUGCGACGAUCCGCUGUUCCUCGAUUUCAUACAGCGCUGCCUCGAGUGGGACCCCGACGCCCGCAUGACGCCCAGCGCCGCCCUCAGGCACGGCUGGUUGCGGCGGCGGCUGCCGCGGCCGCCCAACGAGAAGGAGCAGGGCAGCGCCGGGAUGGCGCGGUCGACGCCGACGGGGCCGAGGACGCCGAAGUCGAGCAGCAUAUUUUCGAAUAAUCGCGUCCAGCUUAGCGACGAUCGGUCGUCGACAUUACAUUCGGGAAAAUUGCCGCCGGUUACGUAGCCAAACGUAAUACUUCCUUAGUACUCUCAAUCAGGUUAGAUAUAUUAUUUUAGAUACCAUAUCUGAGUAUGACUUUUUUUUGUUUAAUCGUCUUCAAUAUAUACUAGCUGAUCUUUGAGGGGACAGACUAAUUAACAGUCUAGACCUAUAUGGGGAAUUUUUAAAUAUGCCAAAUUCUUGUUUCUUCUUAAAUCUUCCAUUAAAAGGUAAUUACUCGUUACUUUUACAAUAAGGCUAAUGCGAAUUACUCCUUUUUACAAACGGUAUUUUCUCUUUCAUUGAUUCACUUCUAAAUAUAUUUUUUAUACGGUUGAUAUAAAAAUAUUCUUGUAA
Molecule: messenger RNA, 2350 nt
Organism: Phyllotreta striolata
Lineage: Eukaryota; Metazoa; Arthropoda; Insecta; Coleoptera; Chrysomelidae
Source: the annotation of a GenBank genome assembly